Molecule: messenger RNA, 1712 nt
Organism: Procambarus clarkii (red swamp crayfish)
Lineage: Eukaryota; Metazoa; Arthropoda; Malacostraca; Decapoda; Cambaridae
Gene: Oscillin
Product: glucosamine-6-phosphate isomerase Oscillin
Biological process (GO): D-glucosamine catabolic process; N-acetylneuraminate catabolic process; carbohydrate metabolic process
Cellular component (GO): cytoplasm
Molecular function (GO): identical protein binding; glucosamine-6-phosphate deaminase activity
Source: RefSeq, a predicted model, not a curated record
AACAGCCACUUUUGCUGAAAGAUAAAUAUUACUUCACAUUGCGACCUAGAUUACAGUCGAGGGAGGAGAGAGAGAGAUAGAGUUCACGGUGGAGAGAUGCCCUGUGACAGACGCGAGGAGCCGGCUGCCGGAGGAACCUUUGCCUGCUCUGGGAAUAAAAAAAAACUUGUUGCCGGCUGUGAGUGAGAGCAGCUGAGCCUCACACCAGCUGCGGACGGCCGCCUCAUACUUCUCCUCACCUCAUAACCCUCCUCACCUCACACUCCUCACAAGAUGCGUCUAGUGAUUCUUGAUGACGGUGAAAGGGUGGCAGAAUGGUCAGCCCGGUACAUUAUAAAGAGGAUCAAUGACUUCAAGCCUGGCCCAGAUAAGUUCUUCGUUUUGGGCUUGCCUACAGGCAGCACUCCACUUGGAACGUAUAAAAAGCUAGUACAGUAUCACAAAGCGGGCAAAAUCUCGUUCAAAUAUGUCAAGACCUUCAAUAUGGAUGAAUAUGUUGGUAUUCCCCGGGACCACACUCAGAGCUACCACACAUUCAUGUGGCAGAACUUCUUUAAGCACAUUGACAUUGAUCCGGCCAAUGCCCAUGUCCUCGAUGGCAACGCACCAGACCUGGAGCAGGAGUGUCAGAAUUAUGAAAUGAAGAUAAAGGAAGCUGGAGGGAUUGAGCUUUUCAUGGGAGGAAUUGGACCCGAUGGUCACAUUGCCUUUAAUGAACCUGGCUCCAGUCUAGUGUCCCGCACUCGUGUUAAGACACUUAACCAAGAAACCAUAACGGCAAAUGCACGCUUUUUUGAUAAUGACAUGUCGAAGGUCCCCAAGCAAGCUCUGACUGUAGGCGUUGGUACUGUCAUGGAUGCCAGGGAGGUGAUGGUGUUGAUCACUGGGUCACACAAGGCCUAUGCCCUUCACAUGGCCAUUGAGGAUGGGGUGAACCACAUGUGGACAGUGUCGGCCUUCCAGCAGCACCCACGGACCAUAAUGUUGUGUGACGAAGAUGCCACACUCGAGCUCAAAGUCAAGACUGUCAAGUACUUUAAGAAUCUUCAUGAUAUUCAUUCUUGCCUGAUGGAGAAGGAGCCUUGAUAAGGACUUGUGGACCGUCCAUUGCAAGCUCAUCGACGAUCCAAUGAUGGUGUCUUUCUCAUAACUUCAAGAAAAUCUUGUUUUAAUUUUAAUAGCUUGUGGCUUUAUUAUAACUAAAUUUUUGUAAUUGCCAGGUAUUAAUUACACCUUAUGAAACAAUAUAUAUUUUGUGAGUAUUGUCAUUGCACUAAUUUUUUUUUAAAUUGAGAAUUGAUGCCUGGCAAUGUACUGUAGUUUAAUGGAUAUAUGAUCUUAAAUACACAAAUGAAUAUAGAAUUAUAGUUGCAUAUUAACUGGUUAUGCUUAAAACAAAUAUUAUAUUCCAGUUAUCUGUGGGGAAAAGGCCUUAUGUGUACUGUUAAUGAUGUAAUUAUGAUUAUUAAAAUUUAUUUCAUAAAGAUAUUGUAUUUUUAUAUGGUAAGCUAGUGUCGGCAUCGUGUUCAUCGUCGUGAAGCGUUUGCAUAUGUUUUAUUUUGCAACUCGAUGUAUUCUCAUACUCGGUACUGUGGUAUAUACUGGGAUUUAAAAGGUGAUUCUGUAUCGCGUAAGUAUAUGACGACAAUGCCGGCAUUCUUCCAGCAUUCAACUGGUGUUAGGUAUUUUUUCAAUAAAUUGAUAUUAAACAA